Messenger RNA from Dentiscutata erythropus, 238 nucleotides. Lineage: Eukaryota; Fungi; Glomeromycota; Glomeromycetes; Diversisporales; Gigasporaceae. The record is from the annotation of a GenBank genome assembly.
AAAUACUCCAAGAACUCCAGACCUGGAAGAAAAUCACCAAGAAACGACGUUAGUAAGACUCACUGAAAACGCCGAAGCAAUAUUCCAAGAACUCCGGACCUGGAAGAGAAUCACCAAAAAACAACAAAUACUUCAAGAACACCGAAGAGACUCAACGAAAAUGCAGAAGAAAUAUUCCAAUAACUCUGGACUUGGAAGAGAAUUACCAAAAAACGACGUUAGUAGUGAGAAAAAGUGA